UCCACCAUAUCUAUCAACAACCUUGAUCUCUCCAAGACCUUCCAUCGUUCCGGGUUCCUGCGAAAUAUUCCUCCAAUCUUCAUAUUUAUCAAAAAUUUCCGCCUUUUUCAUCACUUUUGCGGAAGUAAUUUUUCCCUCAUAAAGCUAUGCUGCCAACACGUUUCCUCAUCAAUUUUGUCAUCGUAUCUUCAGUCACGCAUUCGGCCUCUUCCAACUCGGACUGCGUGGUGAACGAACUGCCGCGCGAGAAUGUAGCGCUCCUGGAGAAGAUGGUGCUCGAUGUGGUGCGUUCACCACAUCCACAUCCUCCUCCGAGCCUUGACUCCAUUACCACAUCCUUGCAAGAUUUGGCGUCGCAAGUCUCGGAGUUGGGUGGCGAGAUCAACGAAACUCUACGGACAUUUCUCUUGAGCUCCCGCAAUUCCAGCGUCAACAUAGUGUCUGAUGCUACGUCCAGCCACUCGGCUCGGAUUGUCAGGAAUCUGCGGAAUGUGACCGCCCAAACUCAGAAUAUUCUCGAUAUUAUCAUAGAAAAAGAAGUCAAUAACAUAAACGAUAUGAAGCAGAGUCUUCGGAAGAAGCGGGAUAACAAUGUGAAGCUUAUGGGUAUUUUGGAAGUAUUAAGAAAUUUCACGCAAGCAAGUAAUGAACAAAUUGAAACACAACGAAAUGGUAUGCUAAAUAAAUUGAUUUUAGAAUCUGCCGCAAAAUCUGUCAAACUUUCCGAAGCAAUACAAGAUUUAGCCGAUAAAAAUGGGGGACAAGGGAAUUCUACGCAUCUGCAGCAGGCAGGAUAUUUGAAGAAUUCCCUGCAGGUUUUGAACGAAGAAAUUCGCAAUCUUACGGCCGAAAACAUUCGUUUAAAGGCUUCAUUGGAAACUGAAACAUUCAGGCCCGUGGACUGCCACGACGUUUACAUGGCGGGCUACCGUACGUCAGGCGUCUAUACCAUCUUCCCGGCAGGACUUGGAAUGUCAUCGGGACAAGCGGCAGAAGACGGCCGGGUGCAAGUUUGGUGUUUUUUGGGGAGCGAACAAAAUUUGGAGGGAGCAGAGUCCCUGCAAGGCGGCUGGACGGUGAUCUUAAAGCGGGAUAAAGGAUCCUUCCCCGCGGAAAAUCUCGAAUCCGAUAAGAGGACAAAAGACGUCCGCUUUGCCAAGAAUUUUCCACCCUAUCAGACAACUGGCCAAAAUAGACACGUACUUUCCCUUAGAAGUAGAAAUGAUAGCUGGAAAAUUAAUAGUUCUUAUGAACGUGAGAGCGGAAACGUGAAUAACGGUACAGAUGUGAAAGGUGAUUACGAUACCAAGGUAAAAAAUGAGGAUAACAGCACAACGAAUAAAUUCUAUAGUUACUCGGGCAUUGCUAAUAACAAUGCGAGUAAAGAUAACAAUCCUGAUCAAUUAGAAAACAAUUGCAAUAACACUAAAGAAAGUUCAGGAGAUGCUGCGUGCGAGACCCACGGAAGAACAAACUUCACGCGGUCGUGGGAGGAUUACGUGACUGGGUUCGGAAGCCCUCAUCAUGAAUACUUUAUUGGCUUGGGAGCUUUGUACGCGAUGACGUCACUGGAGCGCUACUCGCUGACGCUGCUCGUCGCCUGGGAGGGCAAGAAGCCUGAGAUCAGCUGGGCGCACUGGGGCACAAUGCAGAUUAAAGGGCCCAACGAUAAGUAUCGUCUCAAAGUCCGAAAAUAUUCGCCUGUGAGCUCACUGCCAGACGUGCUCGCUGCUCAUCAUCGCCAACAGUUCUCAACGUACGACAACGACCACGAUUCGUCAGAAAAAAAUUGCGCCAAGAUGUACGGAGGCGGCUGGUGGUUCGGCAGUUGUUAUGAUAUUCAUCCCACUGGAGGCUGGCACGAAAGUGCCGAAUCAUUCCGUGGAGUAAUGGUUGGCAGAUGGCGUCCGAUCACCGAGAUUGAUUCAUGGAAGCGAAGAAAAAGAAGAAUUUCGCCAGUUAAUUAUUUAAUUUUGAUGGUGAAACCAGAAAUUUGUGACGGGUCUUAGGUAUCGAGGCGGUCUAGAAAUAUUUUCCUAUGUGCACUCGAAAUUUAUCUUGUAUAGACGGACCUUUUUGACGAGUUGCCCGAGUGGAACAGCGUGUUUAGGAUUUGAAACUGUAAAAAUUCUGGUAAAAAUCGGUGAGGUGACGCGUGACAAAUUAAGUUGCGGGUUCGAGGCCCAGCUAGGUGUUAAAAUUAUUUAACAAAAAUAUUAAAAAAGAAGUCUGCCUCCCAAAACGAAGUGUCUUGAAUGGCGGCACCUCUUUAUUAUAUUAUUUAUAUUGUCAGAGUUUUUUCACUAAAUUUAAGCAUACAAAACUUCCAUUGAAGUUGGCUUAGCUCAUAAAUCAUAGGAAGUUAUUACAAAAAGAAUGUUUCUCAAUACGCGUAUUGUGACCAGUUCAACUGGUCACAAUACCAUUUCAACAAGUAUUGUGCUCCCCUCAGGGGGG
Molecule: messenger RNA, 2457 nt
Organism: Hyalella azteca
Lineage: Eukaryota; Metazoa; Arthropoda; Malacostraca; Amphipoda; Hyalellidae
Exons: 8
Coding region: 147-2009 (620 amino acids)
Source: RefSeq, a predicted model, not a curated record